AGAUAAAUAGCCACCGCUCAGUCAUCCCAUCAAAAGCUUCCACCUUGCUUUCUUGCUCCCUCUCUUACCACUUGUUCAAAUAUUUUAUCUUCUUAUUAAUUCAUUAAAAUGAAUCUCGGUCCUCGUGCAACCCUUAAUAGCAUUCUCUUUCCUCUUUCUAUUCAUUCAUCUGAGUGAUCUCACCUCUUCAUAUCUUUCUUCUUCUUCUACUACUACUAAAGAAUACUAGUUCUACCACUGCUAGUUUCUGCUCUCUAUCACCUCCUCAAUAUCUUGUGUUCAUUUACCUUAACUUUGAUUGACACACUUUCACAUUCACUUGGGUAUUUUGCUUGUUCUAUAUCAUAUAUCUCUGUCUAUCUAUCCAUCAUCAAAAUCGAUAUUGAAAAACACAAAAAACAUGGAUUCUUCUCCUCAAAACUGGCUCCUCGGCUUCUCUCUUUCCAACCACUCUCAUCAUCAUCACCCUUCUCCCGAUCUCUCCCUCUUCGAGGCCUUCACCUCCAAUUCACCCACCCACUCUGCAGCUACCGUCGCCGGUCACCAUCAUCAAGGUGCAAGUCCAACUUCAGCAACCGACCUCUCCAUCUUCAGUUCCGGAAUUACCGGACCAAAGCUCGAGGAUUUUCUCGGAGGUUGCACCCCCGCCACCAACACCGUCACCCCGACCUCACUCCCUCGGUUUUCUACUGCCGAUCAUCAUCAUCAAACCACUCCUCUCGCUCUGUCCCAAAACGAGAUUUACGACUCCGAACUCAAAACCAUAGCCGCUAGUUUCCUCCGUGGUUUCUCCACCACCGCUACCACCACCACCACCGCUGCUACUUUACAAACGACCAAACUACAGAACCACCACCCUCUAGCCUCAUCCGAUCCCACCCCCAAAAAACCCACCGAUACCUUCGGCCAACGCACAUCCAUUUACCGCGGAGUUACACGGCAUAGGUGGACCGGAAGAUAUGAAGCGCAUCUGUGGGAUAACAGCUGCAGAAGAGAAGGACAAAGUAGGAAGGGCAGACAAGUUUAUUUGGGUGGAUAUGAUAAAGAAGAAAAGGCAGCAAGAGCCUACGAUCUGGCGGCUCUCAAGUACUGGGGUCCGACCACCACUACAAACUUUCCGGUUAUUAACUACGAGAAAGAAUUGUCGGAGAUGAAGAACAUGACCAGGCAAGAAUUUGUUGCUUCUCUUCGGAGGAAAAGUAGUGGAUUUUCUAGAGGAGCUUCUAUUUACAGAGGGGUCACAAGGCAUCAUCAACAUGGUAGAUGGCAGGCAAGAAUAGGAAGGGUUGCAGGCAACAAGGAUCUCUACCUUGGCACUUUCAGCACCCAAGAAGAAGCUGCUGAGGCCUAUGACAUUGCGGCAAUCAAGUUCCGAGGCCUAAAUGCUGUGACCAACUUUGACAUGAGCCGCUACGAUGUGAAGAGCAUUGCCAGCAGCAACCUUCCCAUAGGAGGAAUGUCCGGAAAAUCCAAGAACUCAUCAGACUCCGACAGUAAGAGCAUCGAAGGUAAUCGUUCAGCCGAUGAUCGAGAUCUCUCCUCUGCAUCCUCGGUGACCUUUGCAUCUCAACAACCUAGUUCCUCCAUACUAAGCUUUGCAAUCCCCCUCAAACAAGACCCAUCAUCAGAUUACUGGUCCAACAUUUUCGGAUAUAACCCUUCUCAAAACAAUACCAAAAACCCUACUACUGUUUCAGUUGCACCAUCAUCAUCAUUGUUCCAGUCACGUGCCAUUGGGUCUUAUGGUAACAAUUCCUCACCAAUGCCAUUCAACGUGGAUUUCUCUUCAACUUUUAGCACUUCUGCUACUGAAACGAACAAUGGGUACUUUGGUAACUUCAAUAUAGAUGGUCAGCGACACCAAGAACAGUUGCAACACCACCAACAUGAACAAAGUACUAUUACUGGUACUGGUUCAAUCCCAUUUGCUACACCCAUUGCCUUAAAUAGCAACAAUGGUUAUGAAACUUCUUCUGGUUAUGGAAGUUGGAUUGCGCCAAGUAUUCACACAUUUCAGACUCAUGCAAAGAACAAUCUCUUUCAGACACCAAUUUUCGGGAUGGAAUAAUUUGGCUGAUAUGUGUUAGGGGUGAAUGUGAGAGUGAGAGAUUUAUAUGGCAUGAGUACAUCACAAUUUGUUUUCGCUACCAUGAAAUGGAAUUGGAGGACAAAUGAAAGAAGACAAUGUUUGGGGUUUGCAUGCACAUGGGAGUCAAUAGCUUUAGUUGAACAGAGAUGUGAGGUGGACUGGCAGUCAUAGAUCAUAAUUCACACAGGCUGACACUGUGUACUAACUCAACUUCUUGUGCCAAGAUGGUGCUUCCUUUUUGUUUUUGGUUUUUAUCCUUUGUUUCUUUUUGGUUCUUUUAGCUUUUUCUUUUUCUCUCUCUUUCGACUGACAUGAUUUUAUAUGGGUAUAAAUGAAAAAGAAAUCCUGUUGUAA
Pyrus x bretschneideri (Chinese white pear) is the source of this 2443-nucleotide messenger RNA. RefSeq names its product AP2-like ethylene-responsive transcription factor AIL5. The record is from RefSeq and is a predicted model, not a curated record. Lineage: Eukaryota; Viridiplantae; Streptophyta; Magnoliopsida; Rosales; Rosaceae. Bases 401 to 2068 code for a protein of 555 amino acids. Gene Ontology annotation, molecular function: DNA binding; DNA-binding transcription factor activity. The transcript has 9 exons. Gene Ontology annotation, biological process: regulation of DNA-templated transcription.